GUGACCAAUAAGACAUAUGUAUUUUAUUAUUUCUAGAAUUUAACCGUUGUUACUGAUGUCAGUUAUUCCGACCAAAGCGUUAGAAAAAUGGCCCAAUCUCUGGAGUUGCCAUUUUAUGGAAAAUACUUAUUAAUUGCUGCCUUCUUAGCUAGUCACAACUCAGCCAAAGAAGAUAAACGUCUCUUCGUUAAACAUCAUGGAAAGCAGCGAAAACGUAUGCAAACAGUUAACGCUAAAGCAAAGGUGUCGGAGAAAAUGUCUACAUCUCUAGGACCCAAGUCUUUUAGCAUUGAUCGCUUGUUGGCAAUUUUCUACGCUAUACUCGAUGAAAAAGUUGGCUUAACAUGUAAUCUACUCUCACAAAUUUCUACCUUAGUCCACUUGAAGCUGCUUGGAUUUGUUAGUGGUGAAAGCAACGUUAUGGAUGGAUCUGCUCGUCUUCAGUGUACUGUCGGUCUAGAGUUUGUACUUUACAUUGGCAAAGUUGUUGGCUUUAAUGUAUGCCAGUAUUUGUGUGAUUUUAUGUAAAAUAUGUUUUAUACAUUUAUUAAUAAAAUUUUGAAGUUUUAAUUUAAAAA
Messenger RNA from Lucilia cuprina (Australian sheep blowfly), 578 nucleotides. RefSeq names its product origin recognition complex subunit 5. Gene Ontology annotation, cellular component: nuclear origin of replication recognition complex; nucleus. NCBI's taxonomy places the organism in Eukaryota, Metazoa, Arthropoda, Insecta, Diptera, Calliphoridae. Gene Ontology annotation, biological process: DNA replication; DNA replication initiation. The transcript has 2 exons. Gene Ontology annotation, molecular function: DNA replication origin binding. The record is from RefSeq and is a predicted model, not a curated record. The coding region runs from base 88 to 528 and encodes 146 amino acids.